Messenger RNA from Kickxella alabastrina, 3177 nucleotides. RefSeq names its product glycosyl hydrolases family 38 N-terminal domain-containing protein. Gene Ontology annotation, biological process: mannose metabolic process; oligosaccharide catabolic process. The transcript has 2 exons. Gene Ontology annotation, cellular component: fungal-type vacuole membrane. Lineage: Eukaryota; Fungi; Kickxellomycota; Kickxellomycetes; Kickxellales; Kickxellaceae. The record is from RefSeq and is a predicted model, not a curated record. Gene Ontology annotation, molecular function: alpha-mannosidase activity; carbohydrate binding. Bases 1 to 3177 code for a protein of 1058 amino acids.
AUGUCUUACCUGCAAAAACACCCCGACGUGACAAAGUCUCGGCUGAACACGUUCAUGUCCAACGGCCAGUUUAAGAAGGCCAACAUCCAUGCAUCGCUGUAUGAGAGCCGCGUCAAUGGAUUGCCCCAUGUUCAGAUGGAAGUCUGGGCGGCCGAUGGCCAAGAGAGACCGACCUUUGAGCAUGCGGUCAAGCAGGAGUUCCAGCUCAUCGAAGUGGGCCACUCUUUUGGACUAUCAUGGUCGACCCACUGGGUUCGUGCCACGCUCCAGAUCCCGAGCGAGUUUGCGGGCAAGGAAGUGCGUCUGAUUUUUGAUCCCAGCUGCGAGGCCAUGGUGUGGUCUGCUGAGGGUCAGGCCUUGCAGGGAAUCACCGGCGGCAAUGGCCAGGACAGGCGCGUAAACUUUGUUGUGACCAAGAAGGCCAAGGCAUCUGAGACAAAGCGUGUGCUGUAUCUGGAAGUUGCAUGCAACGGCAUGUUUGGCCUGGGUGACUACCUGAUCGGUCCGCCAGACGAGAACCGAAGCUUCACCCUGAAUACCGCCGACCUUGUGGUCAAGCAAGUCGACGCAUGGGCGCUGUAUUAUGAUCUGGACAUUCUCAAGCAGAUGAUUGAAGGCCUGCCCAAGGACUCGCCUCGCUGGUGGCAGGCGCUCUCGACAGCAAACGCAAUCAUCAAUGCGUACGACGCCAAAGAUAGCACCACGCUUACCACUGGCCUGGAGAUCUCGCGCAAGUUUUUUGGUGCAAAGUCUGGCGAUGCCACUCACCAGGUGUUCGCCAUCGGAAACUGCCACAUUGACACGGCGUGGCUGUGGCCAUACGACGAAACCAAGCGCAAGAUUGCGCGCAGUUGGUCGACCCAGUUGGACCUGCUAGACCGGUUCCCAGAGUACCGCUUUGCGGCGUCGCAGGCACAGCAGUUCGAAUGGCUAAAGGAGCUGUACCCGGGGCUGUUUGCCCGCAUCAAGGAUAAAAUCAAGACCGGGCAGUUUAUUCCGAUCGGCUGCACUUGGAUCGAAAUGGACUGCAAUGUGCCAAGCGGCGAGUCGCUGACCCGCCAGUUCCUCCUCGGCCAGCGUUUCUUUGAGGAGCAUUUUGGCGAGCGCUGCCUGGUGUUCUGGCUUCCAGACACCUUUGGCUACUCGUCGCAGCUGCCGCAGAUUGUGAGGCAGGCAGGCGCAAAGUAUUUCUUCACACAGAAACUGUCGUGGAACAACAUUAACAAGUUCCCGCAUACGACGUUCAACUGGGUCGGCCUGGAUGGCAGCAGCGUGCUGACGCACAUGGCGCCCGCCGAGACGUACACGGCCAACGCAACAGCCAACCAGCUGAUCGAAAGUGUGAAGAAGCACAAGGACGUGGCGUACACGAACGAGAGCCUGUACUUGUACGGACACGGCGACGGCGGCGGCGGUCCCAACGAAGGAAUGCUGGAGCGCCUGCGCCGCAUGGAGGAUGUUGAUGGGCUGCCCAGGGUCAAGCAAGCGCACCCGAAUGAGUUUUACGAGCACGUCGAGAAAACCGCAAAGGACUUGGUCUCGUGGAGGGGCGAGCUGUACUUUGAGCUCCACCGCGGCACGUACACGUCGCAGGCCAAGACCAAGAAGCAGAACCGUCAGGCAGAGUUUUUGCUGCGCGACUUGGAGUUGCUUAGCGUUGUUGCUCGCAGCCUCGGCAAGAAUUUUGUGUAUCCAAGCAAAGAAAUCACGCGGCUGUGGAAGCUUGCAUGCCUGAACCAGUUUCAUGAUGUCAUUCCCGGAUCCAGUAUCGAAAUGGUGUACAAGGACAGUGAUGCCAUCUACGCUGAUGUUUUAAAGUCAGCCGCGGCUAUGAAGCAGGAGGCCGUUGUGUCGCUGUUUGGCGGCAUGGGCCUGACUUUGGCCAGCGAGGCCACGGGCAUUCUGGUUGCCAACACCACCAGCUGGCCGCGCACCGAGAUUGUUGCUGUCCCCGGAUUGAGCGCGCAACUGGGCGCGCAGCAAGUGCGCAAGCAGGACCAGGCUGCGCUGAUGGUCGCCACGACAGUUCCGGGCUGCGGCCUCCAGCUGGUUAAUCCCACAAAGACUGCUGACGCUGUGCCGGUAAGCGUGCAUCGCGAUAAAGGUGGUUGCGUUGUGCUCGAGAAUCUGUACGUGGCGGCCAGGUUCAGCGCCGAGGGCCAGCUCGUAAGCUUUAUCGACCGCCGCACGGAGCGCGAGCUGGUCCUCAAGGGCCAGAGCGGCAACGUGCUGCGCCUGCACGACGACGUGCCAAUUUUCUGGGACGCCUGGGAUAUCGAAAUCUAUAACUUGGAAAAGUUCACUACCGUGAAGGCCACCAAGGUGACAAUUGUCGACGAGGGCCCUCUCCUGGCGUCGAUUUCAGUCGAGAUACCAAUUGGCGAGGGUAGCAAGAUGCUGCAGAUCAUAUCGCUGUCUGCAAUCUCGCCGAGACUCGAGUUUGCCUGCGAUGUCGACUGGCAUGAGAACCACAAGUGUCUCAAGGUGGGCUUUUCGUGGGACAUCCGCAGCGACUUUGCCACCUACGAGACCCAAUACGGUGUGGUCCAGAGGCCGACGCAUCGCAACACGACCUGGGAUAUGGCCAAAUUCGAAGUGUGCGCGCACAAGUUUGCCGAUCUGUCGGAAUACGGCUACGGAGUUGCCCUGCUCAACGACAGCAAGUACGGAUACGCGACGCUGGAGAACACUAUGGCAUUGACUCUGCUGCGCUCGCCAAAAUCGCCCGACGCGCACUGCGACAUGGGCCAGCAGACAUUCCGCUACGCUGUGUUCCCGCAUCAGGGCUCGUUCAACGAGUCCAAGGUUGUGCAGGAGGCAUACCAGUUCAAUGUGCCGCUCAUCCAGAUGCCCGUUGAUAUGAAGGCUGCCUCGAGCAGCGCAAUGACUGCGGCACCGUAUUUCUCGGUGACUGCCGCACCCAACGUCGUGCUUGACGCUGUCAAGGCGCCGGAGGACGGCUCUCAUGAUAUCAUUGUGCGGCUCUACGAGGCAUAUGGCGGCCAUGCGAGCGCUACGGUUUCGAUCAAGAUCGGAGCCAGCAGUGUGGUCAAGACUGACAUUAUGGAGGAGCGUGCUGACAACUUGGAGCUCAGAACGCUGGCGAACGGCGCCGGCAAGUCGGUGGUCGUUGACUUUAAGCCGUUCGAGAUCGUGACGCUGCGGUUUGCGGCGUGA